Molecule: messenger RNA, 10770 nt
Organism: Porites lobata
Lineage: Eukaryota; Metazoa; Cnidaria; Anthozoa; Scleractinia; Poritidae
Source: the annotation of a GenBank genome assembly
GGUGGACCCUGUGGAGUGCUCGCUGCUGUACAGGCGUUUGUCCUCAAGCAUUUGCUGUUUGGCGGAAAGAAAGGGGACUCUAAAAAGUACAGUGCGUUUCAGAUACAAGAGUAUAUGAUGUUUACUCAUUUUUUUCUUAGGGUAUCUUUAAAUACCAGGAAAAUGUCUAUUGGUUUUAUGAUUUAGUGUAGAUUGUAAAUAUCGCGCCUUUUUCUUGCAAUAUUCUGUACCAUUGACGUCAUUUUAAAUGGACUCAGAGCGGCUUCCAAUGGCGCCUUUGUAUGCUGAUGUCCGAGCUUACUGUUCACAUGUUAAAAAAUGUUGUAAGAGGGCACGUCUGUUGUCCUUUCAUCCACGACUCUUCAUUCAUUCAUUUUACCGGAUAUCGCAAGCGUUAUCCAAAGUUGGUCAACGCUAGCUGGUUAUGAAGAAUAUUAAAGCUGGGGGAUUUGAGCCAGUCAGAAACGGAGAAAUUGAAUGGCGAUAAUAUUUUUCCCCAUUUCCACUGUCAUUUCCUUUCCUAGUAACAACUUCUGAGAAUAACUCAGCCAUGUCCUUUUUUAUCUGCUGCUCCUCCACGGACGUGGCGGUUAUGGAAACUAUUUUUUUUUAAUCUUUUAAUAAAUCCUAUUUCAUGUCCAUUUUAGGAAACUUCAGCCUUCUUCCAGCGAAAGAAUCAAAGCUCUUACAUCAGCAAUUAGUGAAAUAUUAUGGAGGGCUGGUGACAGCAGAGGUGCAGUAGUCGCCUUGUAAGUUACUGUCGAUUUUAGUUUAUGCAUUAUUUAAAAAAACGAGCAGGAGUGUUGUGCUGAGUUUGAAACACGAGGCGCUGCCCUGAGUGAUGUGUCGAUAUCGAGUGAUUGUCAUCGGGCACUCCACUCUGCUCAAGGUGGCCUCAGCCGAGUCGCAUAUCUGGACUGUCAGUGCCGGUAGUCUUCUGGUCAGCCAUAAUAGUGACUUUAAGAUCCAACGACGCGGACGGCAACGCAAAAGUAGAAAAAACAAUAGGUUUUAUCAUUGAACAAGCUGACGAAAUUUUCUCUCUUUCUGAACAUGGUUAUGUUCCCUAGGAAUUCAACUCCAGGAGGGUUCGCCUACAUUCCACAAAGUAAGAGGGUAAUGAUUGCGAUAAAGACUGAAAGAACGCAAAUUCACUUUUUAAGCGACGUUCUCGUUGCCGUCGCGUCGUUGGAUCUUAAAGUCCCUAAUGGUAGCCUGCGUCGCAGACAUAAUCUUAUCGCAGUUAGUAACGUCUGCGAAGCAGCCCCGAGGUUCUUGUUCGACGCUCCAAACGGACCUAAUGAAUCAGUUAUCGGAAGGGCGUUCGGAUUUUCCUUCAAUUCACAACCCGAACAGGCCAAUCACGGCGAGUACUCAAUCCUGGUACACAGUAGGGGCCCAGAAGGCUCUGAAGUCCAACCAAGAUUAGUUUGCGAGGCGCUCUGGCACAGAAAGUUGUUCUGCUCAGUGUGAUAUCUUGAACUAGAUAGCGACCUCGCACGAUUUGACUACGAAUACGAAUUUUCGAGUACCAGUGAAUCUUUAGAAUUCCCAACUUCUUUUAUCCUCCGAAUUAUAACCCUUUCAUGUUGCUAACCAGAUCGGUGUUUAUAUGUUACUUAAUUAUAAUUGACACAGGAAGUUGGUUUGAAAACUGGCAAAUGUACUUGUACUACAAUCUAAGGGUGCGGCCCGUCCCGAUGACAAACGCCAAAAGUCGAGCCUUUUGGUACGUAAUUUUACCGUUCUCUGCGUAAAAAUUGCUUUUGCUGAAUGUGGCGAACUAUUGAGUGGGUGACCACAAGACGACGAAUGUUCCCUCCUGUUUUUGAUCGUUUUUUGAUCGCUGAAGCGAUCAAAAGUUGUUUUCGCUGUCGUCGUCGUCAAUGCUUAAGCUCUUCGAAUUACUUCACUUGAGACCAUCGUAAUAGAAAACAAAACCAAAAUAAAACAUCAAACACAAAAAAUCAAUAACAACAAGCAAGACAUGGCCUUUGGUUUUUCCUUUUAUGGGGUUGUUAGUUUUGCUCUUACAACUCAAAAUUAAGUCAGUCACUUCACAUCCUCUGAUUCAUUUCUCACGCCCCAAGAAUAGCGUCGCUUGAAACAAAAAUCGUUCAACAUCUUUGCGGAUGGAGCAAUCACCAAAUCAAGUAACACAAAAUAUCGAAAAGACACCUUAACUCGGUAGCUACAAUAAUUUCGACAACACCAGAAGUUACAUCCCAUUUAGUUAAUUCUCACAAUUUUAUUUCAGACCUACUGGUGGUUAUUAUGUUUUUGGUGCUGGGCGAUACAAACCGGACCAGUUAACAGAAGCGGUAAGUACUGUAAUUUCCCAUAAGAUAACCCGACGCCUGCCCCCUGACAGAACGUUUUAAAGCAAGAUGGGACAUUUCACGCCAAAAUGACUCGAUCGUGACAUUUUUACGGGAAAAUAGGGGGCCUGCACUGUAAACAGUGUUGCACUUGUAUUGAGAAGUCACUUUCCUCUUCGUCAAGGGUGCCUUCGUAAUACAUGUUUGGCUUUACUGAAAGAGAUCGGUCUCCGCAAUAGUGUUCGCAUUAAACCUCUUUAACGAAUAUUGUUCAUGGUGGAUGUGAGAUUUGCAGGUAGACUGUUUUUACUGUAAUUGCUGCCAUAAUGCAGUAAUGGUAUUUUGUUCCUACACAUUUGCUCAGGGGAUUCUGCUCAGGGUAGAUUUUAGCUGUUCAAACCUGGGUUAAGAUGGCAAAAGGAAAGAGUGAAGUCUGAAUUCAGGUUUGAAAGCUAAGAAACAUGGAAAAUUCAGUUAAAUUCUUUUUGUCUACACACUGAUGAUUGCAUACUCAAAAAAGAAUAGAAAAAAUGUUUCUGAGAAAAUGCUUUAUUUAAAACGAAAAAGAAAGCGAGAUAAAAAUUUAACCCCGAGUUUGCUCUAAUCGGCCUUCGAACACCUGGGCCCUGCAAUGAAAGCGAUUGCCUCUUUGUUAUUAAAUUAGACAAGACAUGCCCAACUGAUGUCCAAACGCAGUUAAGAUUUCGCUGAACGUGGGCCAAUUUUAGUUGGACUUUGUUCGAUGACCAACUAUUAUUUGCAGCCCUGCACGAUUGAUAAAAAUGGGCCUUGUUUGUUUUCUUACAUCAGGCUAUUUUUUCUGUUGUACUAAACUUGCAGUUUUGUAAUUGUGAGUUAAUUGCAUGUGGUGACUUUUUUUCUGUAUUCCACAGCUUGUGUUAUACACCUUCAAGUCUUCUGAAAGUCUUCUUAGUUUUAUCUCGCAAAAUAUAUUGCAGGUACGUAGCAUUCUUACUAGGUUACUCUAUUCUUACCUGUUGUAUGUCUGUACAAUUAGCAAUUAUUGAAUGAGCCUGGAUAAGGUGAUUUUUAUUUCUCCUUUUAACGAGGUACCGUAGCUUACCUUUUAACCAUUGUAUCUGUUUGAUAAUGUUGCUUUAAAAGGAUUAUUUUAUUAAGCGUAAAUUAUUAGUGAAACGAUUACUGAAGUCAGUUUACUUAACAACAAAAGUGGUACUUUAUCUGCCACCAACGACAAAUCGCGAUAUUUCCAAGUGCUUGGCCUUGUCCGAUAAAUGCUUAUUGCUUGGAAACAAAGCCGAAAGAUAGCGGUCUGUAAUAUGCCCCUUCAUUCUCAAUGGAGCAAAUCAGAAGAGGGGCGUUUGCUUGCUGCUUAUGGCUCACUUGCACCAACAUUGCCAACGUGACGUCAUGGAAGGUCCUUAUUAGGCUUGUUCAAUCCAGUUAUUCCGACCGUAAUCCUAAACAUGACUUUCAAUGGACAGAUUUGUUGGACUGAAUACAGUUACAGUCGACCGAAUGACAAAACGUCGGUAUCGUCAGUCUAAAUAAAAGGUGUUUAGACCGCGUCUCCAAGUUAAGCGAUGUAUCGUUUUUCAGUGCAUCUGGUUUGCCAAAUUUUCGUCGUCCAAUUCCCGUAUCACUUUGGUAAUUUCACCCUAGAUCUCCAUUUCGUUUGCCACUAAAUUUUCGGAUCCCGAAAAGCCUACUGAGGACCCACCCCGGAGGGGUAUCUCAUAUGAAAGGGGCGGGGAUACUCGCCGGGAAUUUUGAAUUACACCCCUAAAGGAGACCAACCUGGGCGUGGCCCAACCUUAUUUUGACCCCUAAAAGAGACCAUUUUAAAACAGAGACAUUUUGUUACAAUAAUCUUUAGGUAUUGAUGUUAUACUGAGAACUUUGAUUACAUGAAUCGAGUAUAUUGAAAAUAUAUAAUUUUGUUUAUAUUUCUUGUUUUGCCUAGAACAUCCUAAGUGAGACCAAAAUCCGAAAUUUGCACCCUCUAGUUCUUCUUCAGCGUCAGGCGCUUGCCGGUCUAAAAUUACAAUGGGUUACUAGAAAUGUUAUCACAGGCAUAUUAACAGCUUAUACUAUAAGAGCCAAACGUAAUCCUAAAUUAUGUACUUUCCGUAUUACUGCAUCUCGUCUAGAAAUAAAUCCACUUUUUGUCCAUUUUCAGUUUGAGUCUGAUAGUAGCAGUGGAUGUAUUUUACUGUUGUAUUCUGUCAUAUUGUCCAGGUCAAUACGAAAGUAAGUAUUGCUCUAGUAAAUGAUAUUUAACCCUUUAAGCCCUAAUAUUCACAUACAAAUUCUUCAAACUAAUACUAGAUAUUUCCUCAAAGAAUUAGUUGAGAGAAUGUGAUAUAAAAAAUCAAAGCAUUUUCCUUUCAAUGAUCAUUUCUUUAAUUCUCAUAACCUUUAGUCUUGAUUUGUAUCGAUAUCGUGGGGAGAAAGUUGAUGUUGGUCACUCUUGGGACUUAUAGGGUUAAAUGAAUGAUUUAGAUGUAGCGUAUCCACAUGGUUGUUCUUCGUCUACCACUCCUGAUAAGGAUUGCCAUUUAGUGCCGGGGGGCGGCCAUUUCCCCCGGCUGUUAUGAGUAUGACCCCUGGCCACUUUCUUAGGACACAAAAGGAAAUAGAACCAAAGAACCUCCUAGCUGUUAAAUCCCCGCCUUCUAAUAAGUGCAUAUGCAUGGCACAUUGCUUAUCUUGUGACUUACGUUGCAUCUCAUGCUGGCAUUUUGAGCUGAUCUUUGCGGAUCAGGUGUUUUAUUCCAAUCUUUGCGGAUUCUGGCUCCCACCCCCUCCCUCCCCUUUUUGGGUUUGUCCGUUGGUAAGUAUGGGGUCAGGUGAAUAUUUUCCACUGAAUUUCCUUCAGUGUGACGGUGCCAGUUGGCGGCUGCAUGCAGGGGUGGUUCCCGCUUGCAGGGUUGCCAUGGAUACCUCCUUGCUAUGUCUGAGGCGCUCAGGCUCCCGUCCAACCAUUAAGGCACCAGUUCUCAAGUUCAUCUAUUGGCGAUGAGUUUAACGGCAAAUAGUUGACUAGGGGCAAAGAAGUAUCAAUGUCAGUAGAAAUCGAGAGUAAGCCUUUGUGUUAUAAUUUCGAGAAAAAUAAUCUGCUAGUAUUAUAUUGCAAGUUUAAUGUAAGGGAGUUUCUGGUGAUUUUUAUCAAGUAUUUAGUGGCCUUAAACUUUUCUUGUUGUUGUUGUUUAAGAGUGAUAUCUGAUAUGGAUGAACCUCAAGGCAGGCUGAUGGGUGCUCACGGCUACUGCACGCAGGUUAGAUUUUCAAUGCAGUACCUGUAUACUAAAAUCUUUUCAUUUACGGGUAUCACUCUGACGACGACGACGAGGAUGAUGAUGAUGAUGAUUUCCCCGACGUUAAUCUUAAAUGGAAUGGAUAGUCUUUGUAGGUUAUGCCUUCGCGUGCCUAUUUAUUUUAAUAGAAUGUUCAAUAUUAUAAUUUUUUUGUAUGUCUGCUAACACCAUUCUUAGCGCAGUUUUCCCAGGUGCGGUGGUAAGGUGUUCCCUUAGUCCCUUGAUGUAUCAUACAAGUGUUUGUUACUUUGUUUGGUUGUCUGUUUCCGUCUUUCUUUCGUUCUUUCUUAAUAGCUGAAAUUUCGUCCAGUUUGAGUUUCUUUUUCAUUAAUUGCAGCAAAAGUCUCAUUCUCGUUCUUAUUACAUGUAUUGUCCUUUACAGGAACUGGUGAACUUGUUAAUAACUGGAAAGGCUGUCUCAAACACAUUCGAUAACAUCAUGGAAGUUGAUACAGGGGGUUCGAAAAAGGUGUAGUAUUUAAGACGAUGUCAUGAAGGAUAUUUUUCAUCGUGGUUAAUGUGUUUAAAGGGUUCCGUUUAUCGUUUGUCCCAAGAUUGUCACUACUGAUCGCUACUUACUUAGGUCCUCGUCAGGCGAUAAAGUUGAUUUCCUGAGUGAGACUGUUUGUACCCCACCCCCAUGGUUGUUAAUGAUUCGUGUACAGUCACCUACGUUUUACGGACACCUCGCGAAUUCGGGACACUUUCUAUGGCUCCCUUAGUGUCUGUAUUCACGCGGUUUGGCUGUAUCACGCACCUAAAGCGAUUUUUACUGAUAUGUGAAAAUUUUCCUUGUCCUCGGAGAAAAAAAGCCCUUACUUUUUCUCUUAAUUCAACCCGUGUAAUACGAAUACCCCGUUAAUACGGACACUUUCUAUGCCCCCCUUAGAGUCCGUAUGUACGGGGUUUCACUGUAUCACGAACCUAAGACGAUUUUCACAUGUGACAGUUUUCCUUGUCCCUGGAGAAUGAAAGCCCUGAGAUUUUUCUUAAUCAACCCUCCUAAUACGAACACCUCGUUAAUACGAACACUUUCUAUACCCCCCUUAGAGUCCGUAUGUACGGGGUUUCACUGUAUCACGAACCUAUUGAAGAUUAUUUUCAGUAAUAUGUAAAACGGAAUUACAACGAUUCAGUGUGAUACAACCCCAUCAUCUCGAGAAUAUCUGAAGGAAUUCCCCUUAUUCUCUGCAACUGCUGAUGCCUCUUAGUUUCUUUAAACAUUCUGUUUAAUCUUUCGACGUGAACGUCUUAUAGUAAGGUUUUUUGCUUCCCUAUGAAUGCUAACAUUUACCGAUUUUUUUUUUUUUUAGAAUGUCUUCAAAGGGAUAGAUAAACAAAGUGAGAUCGGGUUUCUGUCCUUAUUUGAACAUUACAAAUCAUGCGAGGUUGGUGAUGACUAGAUAUAUUAGCGAGCUUAAGCAACGGUGACGGCGACGGCGACGGCAACGAGGACGGGAAAAAAGCAAUAGGUUUAGAGCCUGUUUACAUGGAGGUGGGGGACCCCAGGUAGGGGAGGUAACCCGCUUAGGUCGGGUAACCCACCUCUCCAUAUAAUCUCCCAUUUUAAUUUGAUCACGUUUACAUGAUAGGUGGGGUGACCCGCUGUAUGUUACCUCACCUAUCUGGAGUCCCCCACCGCCAUGUAAACAGACCCUUAGAUUCGCAAAACAAUACGCUUUUUUGUGCAUUUCUUCGUCGUCGUUGCACGACUACAAUGUGAAGGUGUCUAAUUUCACGUUUUGUCGAGGACGAGAACAUGCGACUUUCUUUUCCUGUACUUUGAUACAGUCCUUUAGAAUUCAACUACAAAAAAUUUGCCAACAUUUGACGAGUUAAACGAGAUGCUAUAAGCGCGAUAAAAUUUGAGGCAACGCGAAUUCACUUUUCAGGUGACUUUUUCGUAGUCGUUGUUGUCGUUGUUGCUUAAGCUGCCUAUUUCUUUGUGUAGAGAGGAAAGAAGGGGGGCGAGGGUGUGAUGAAAGGGGCCGGGAGGUGCUUACCCACUGUCACCGUCUUUAGGGAGUUUAAGCAGCUACGUUUUUGAGCGACGCAUGUCAACCGGAAGUGAAUUUUUUUUUCUAUGUGCCUUUUCUCUUAUGUGUUCAAAAUCACGGCUCAAGAGUGCAAAAAGUACACUUCCGAUUGACGUGCGUCGCUCAAAAACGUCGCUGCUUAAAUUGCCUUUUAUUUUUCUGCACACCUCCAAGGCUGCUUCCUGUUCCUCCUAGUUUAAGUGGAACAGAACUCGUUGUUCUUCUUUAAUACAUUGAGGCAAACCUUAGGGUGGAGCUCCCGUCCAUAAUAGUGGACCUUGGAAAUGAACAGACUGUUAGACGUUUUCGUAGCCGUCGCCGUCGCCGUCGCCGUCCUUGUUGCUUGUUGCAGGCAUUAACUCGUCUGGAUAGAGCCAAGCUCUGUAGAUAGGCUGGUUGACAUACGUUGGUUUACAACGUCCCGAGUAGAAAAUAGAGGCGCCUGAAACAAUCCAGAUUAUUAUAUGGAAAUCAGGCUUAAGGUUUAACCCUUUAUGUCCCACGGGUGACCAACAUCAAUUAUCUCCUAACAAUAUUUGUACAUUAUCAAGAGACCGGGUUAUGAGAAUUAAUAAAGUCAUCACUUAAGUGAAGAUGCUUUGAUCUUAAAUCAUAUUCCCUCAACUUGUUUUUCAAGGAAAUGUAAGGAGAUCAGUGUGAGGAAUUUUUAUGUUGAUAUUGGGGCUUAAGGUUUAACCGGCGUAUAGUUCAAAGGAGCAGUUUUGCUACCCUGCAGAACAGGCGUUAUUUUUCGCGUUUCUCAAACAAACUGCUGUGAUAAACAUAUAAGGAAAUAUAAACGCAUUUUUGUUUAUCACCGCUGUUUGCUUUUUGUUUCUUCUUCAGCUUAAAUGGCCAAACAACAUGAGUAUCUACGAUGUACUGACAAAAUUCAUCAUUUCAUUUGUUACAGGUUGGUGUGAAUUACAAGACUCCCAAUUAUCCUAUUUGGGUGAUAUGCAGCGAGAGUCACUUCAGUGUCUUGUUCUCUAUCGACAGAAACCUCUUGGACGACUGGUAAGCUUAUAAUGACUAGUAAAUGGCCGUAUUUGCACUAGAAACGGAUUAUCCGUUGGAUAAUUCGCGUCAGACAGAUAAUACGUCUUAGUUUUGGAUGGACAAUCCACCUGACUUCAUCCAUCUGUAUUUCCUUCAAUUUUGACGGAUUUUCAAGAUGGAUUAUCCGUUUGAGACGGAUAAUCCGUCUCCAGUGUGAAAACAGCCAUUGAUACUAGCCAAUUUACGGCAUUUGAACUUAUCAGCCUGUUUUUAUUCUUCCUAAAGACUUCUAUUCUUUGAUGUUGUCACUGAAAGCCAUUUAUGUAGUAAUGAGGAGUUUUAUUCCUUCCGUUUUGUUAAAAACACUGAUGGUGUAAAAGGGAUGCUACGUCCUGGUCACUUAUAGUGCUUUACCGAAGCGUUAGAAAAUUACGUCUAUCAGCGACCAGUUUAAAGGCAAAUGAUGAUGGUCGGACACCAACUGUAUGAAGGAGUGGGAAACUGUCCACUUACCCCUCCCCUAAGCCAACAUUAACACUUACUUCUCACUUAGGGCAAAAUGUUGGCUCAGGGGAGGGGUAGGUGGGCAGUCUCCCAGAAACGUAUAAUGAUCAGAUCAAAGCGUGCAAACUCAGAGGCAACGUUUUGGUAUCGAGGUUUCUCGGUUACUGACCACCUACCCCUCCCCUAAGUCGACGUUAACUUUUAUUUCUCACUAAGGGUAAAAUUGUUACAUAGGGGAGGGGUAGGUGGUCCAAGCUUUGGGCACCUCCAAGGGAAAUUGGACCCAGAGUACUCUUGUUAGACGCUUAUACUAAGCUUAGCAAGCCAUGGUGCCCACACCACCGAGGCUUCUCCCAGUCUCUUCAGUAUGAGAAACCUGGGUGUAAUGCUUUCCUCCCCCGCCAUCUCUCCCGCUAGGAAAGGAAACUUCUGCAUGUGGGCUAUCGCAGGGUUACCGCUAGCAGUAUGUCGCCGGGUUCCGUUAAUACACAUGAGUGAGGAGAGACAACGUUAAGGAAUGAACGCGAUGGCAGGGCUUGAAACCUGAACUACGGAUCCGAAGCCAGAGGUCCUUGCUGGCCGGAAGUCCUAGUCAUAAUUGUUGAAGCACUCGCGGAUUUCUUCGCCCCUUCCGCUUCAAUGAUUAUACAAAAAAGUCCAAGCAAUCUCUUAAAACCAACACUGGGAGAAGGAGACCUCAAGGGAAUCGGAGCUUGUAUUCGUGGAAUGACUUGGUUUAUCUUGUUUUUUCAAGAUUAUGAUAGUGAUUGCAGGAUUGGAUGUGUGGAUAAUGUGCUAUCUAACUGCAAUAUAGGAGUCGAUGUAGGCUCUAACGAUUGAUUGUUUGUUUGAUUGAUUGAUUGAUUGAUCGAUCGAUUAAUUGAUUGACAUACACAGGAGGUUAGAGAAGAAGUUUGAUCUUUAUUACUAUGAUGGUCUGGCACGGCAGGAUGAGGAGUUAAGAUUGACAGUUGGUGAGUAAGCAUUACUUCCUCUAAACUGCCAUAGUGUAAGCUAUAUGGUCUUGCUUGGGUACAUAGCUGUUACAGGCUAGCUAAUGGCCUAGAAAAAAGAUACUUCAAGGUCAUGAAAAAGUCAGGGAAGUUAUUUUGAGUCAGGAAAAAUUGAAAUACUUAACAAAAACUAAGGGAAAAUUGAAAUUUUAAUUCCACGGGUUAAAUACCAUUAAUAUGGAAAAACGCAUUUCAGGUUAAUAUAAUCUCAGAGAUGUCUUUUGUUGAUGAAAUUACGAUAGCGUCCCUGUAAUAUGUAUGACAUCAUCUCAUUUCAACUGAAGCCUCCUUUUUCAUGAAAGAAAGAUAAAAAGGCGUUUUGCAAAUAAAAACAAGAAGAAAAAAAAGAAAAGAAAAAAAUCAACACUAUGAAAGCGUAUUACAAAACGUACAUUUUAGGUGCCUGAAAAAGCCGUUUAAUUGUGGACGGCAGAAGACUUAAAACGGAGAAAAAAAUGGUUUCAAAAAUAUUCGGAUACGUGUGGACGGAGCCUUUAAGUAAUUUCAUCUUUCUCUUGAUAAAGAUACAACAAAAGAAUGCCCAGAAUACAAGGACACUGAUCUUGUGCCUCCACUGGAACACUGCAUACGAACAAGGUGA